AGCUGUUUAUGAGGUCAGCUCGGCAAGCACGUGUGUCAGACAGUGAUAACCUUCAUCCUUCCAGGUUUUACACACAUCCACUGGUUCAACGUGUGAGGUGAGCUGUUGUCGAAUAAUACAAGAUUGAUUUCACGUGGUGUAAAACACAAUAGAGAAAUGUCGUCAGACUACUUGACGUCACUAGGAAUUACGUCAUGCCUACUUUAUCUGACGCUUGCGAUUUUAAUCUACUUUUGGCUGACGUCCGAAAAAGAGCCCCAAAAUCUUCCACCAACCCCAGGCAUUGAGCUGGCCUUUAUCGGACACUUGUACCUGCUAAAGAAAAACCCCAGGCAACAGUUUCUUCGCUACACUCAAACCCUUGGUCCAAUUUUCAGGCUCAAAAUGGGGAGCUGGACGACCGUUGUGUUAAAUUCGUUUGAUGUUAUUAAAGAAGCGACGGUCAAGCAAGGUGAAUAUUUUUCUGACCGGCCGAACUUUGAAAUUCUUAUCAGUAAGUUCCCUCACUUGUACGACGGUAUUGUCAUGUCCUCUGGUGCUAGAUGGAAACAGAUCCGAACAACAUCUUUGGCAAUACUCAGGUCUUUUGGCAUGGGUAAAAAUAUCAUGACAGAACAUAUAGCAAACGAAGUCGCAGCUUAUGUCAAAGAACUCGAAUCCACUAAAGGUAGACCGAUAAAUGUAAAAAUACUAACUAAUAUGAGUGUCGCUAAUGUUAUUUGUUCCGUGAUUUUCGGUCAAAGAUUUGAGAUAACUGAUCCAAUAUUUUUAAGGUUGAUAGAAAUGUACGACCAUGUUCUUGGGGAAUGUGCAGGAAUUAACGCUGUUGUUGUGCUACCGGUGUUACGUCAUUUGCCGUUUGACGUGCUGGGAUACAAUAAAUAUGCAUCGACAGUCAUGGAAAUAAAUUCUGUGAUCAAGCAUUUGGUGCAAAAAGUAAGAGAUCGGAGCACCAACGAGGCAGAUAAUUUCGUAGCGGCUUACGUUGAGGAGAUGAAAAAAGCUGAACAACUUGGGGAAUCAACGUAUCUAGAUGAAGCAAAUCUAAUCGGAUGUAUUGAUAAUCUUUUUGCUGCAGGGACAGAGACCACCAGCACUACCAUCUUAUGGAGUCUGUUGUAUGUCUUACAUAAUCCAGAAACACAGAAAAAAAUCUUCAAUGAAAUUAUGGAACAUGUAGGUACUGAUCGUGCACCGAAUAUCUACGAUAAACCAAAGUUAAAGUAUUUGAACGCUUUUAUAAUGGAGACACAGAGGACUACUAGUCUGCUACCUCUUAGUCUUCCACACGCUUGUAAUCAAGACACUGUUCUCUUGGGGUUUAAUAUUCCUAAAGGAACCCAGAUACUGAUUAAUCUCGACUCUGUUCUAAGAGACGAGAAAAUCUGGGGACAUCCUGAGAAUUUCCGACCAGAAAGAUUUCUGGACGAGCAAGGAAAUUUGAUAAAGAGAGAAGAGCUCAUACCGUUUUCUAUGGGUCGCAGAAUUUGUCUUGGGGAAUCCCUGGCUAAGAUGGAACUUUUCUUGUUCCUGUCGUCCAUGUUUCAGAGGUUCGAGUUCCUGCCUGUUGACCCAGAUCAUCUUCCUACUUUAAAUGAGAUUUUUGGAACAACUACUGCACCCAAUCCGUACGAAAUCAGAUGCGUGGACCGACAAAAAUGCUGAUUUUAAAACAAUGUUUAAUGUUAAUAUUUCUAUUUCGGCGAAAUGACAAUCGAUAAAAUAAACCCAAAGAUAACAUAUAUCAUGUUUAAGUCUAAUUUGACCUUAAUUUUUUGCACAGUUUCUGGUUACAUUUUUCGUCUACCCAGUGCUUUGUAAAGCAGUUUUUGUCUUUACUUAAAUUAGUGUAAUUAAAUUAAAAUGACAUUUAUAACAAACUUUAUUUCAGCACUAUAAGAAGAAAAGAAAAUUACCUGUUAACAAUAUUUGUUUAAAAAGACCUUUUAUUUUCUUUUUAGUGC
Molecule: messenger RNA, 1964 nt
Organism: Physella acuta
Lineage: Eukaryota; Metazoa; Mollusca; Gastropoda; Physidae
Product: cytochrome P450 2U1-like
Biological process (GO): xenobiotic metabolic process
Cellular component (GO): cytoplasm; intracellular membrane-bounded organelle
Molecular function (GO): iron ion binding; heme binding; oxidoreductase activity, acting on paired donors, with incorporation or reduction of molecular oxygen, reduced flavin or flavoprotein as one donor, and incorporation of one atom of oxygen
Source: RefSeq, a predicted model, not a curated record